This is a messenger RNA of Pteronotus mesoamericanus, 5627 nucleotides long. It is a transcript of the gene HYCC1, whose product is annotated as hyccin PI4KA lipid kinase complex subunit 1. Gene Ontology annotation, biological process: phosphatidylinositol phosphate biosynthetic process; protein localization to plasma membrane. The transcript has 11 exons. The record is from RefSeq and is a predicted model, not a curated record. Bases 234 to 1799 code for a protein of 521 amino acids. NCBI's taxonomy places the organism in Eukaryota, Metazoa, Chordata, Mammalia, Chiroptera, Mormoopidae. Gene Ontology annotation, cellular component: plasma membrane.
GAGUGGCUGGCGGCAGUGGCGGCUCUCGGAGCUGGGUUGUCAGUCAGGGAGCGGAGGGGGAAGAUGGCUCGUCUGGACCCGUUUUGCUAGGAAGAAGGGGGGCAGGUGCUGCUGCUACCCGGGAAAAGGCAGAGCAGACGCCGUCGCUGUCUCUGCGAGCCAGACAAGUCGAAGUUCUGGAGGUGGAGCUCAGGGAGCCACUCUGGUUGAAGGUUCAGAACAGAUGUGGAAAGAUGUUCACUUCAGAGAAAGGAGUUGUGGAGGAAUGGUUAUCAGAGUUUAAGACACUACCAGAAACAUCUUUACAAAAUUAUGCAACAAAUUUGAAAGAUAAGAGUUCUUUAGUUUCAUCUCUUUAUAAAGUUAUCCAGGAGCCACAAAGUGAGUUGCUAGAACCUGUUUGUCACCAGCUCUUUGAAUUCUAUCGCAGUGGAGAGGAGCAGUUACUUCGGUUUACACUGCAGUUUCUUCCAGAACUGAUUUGGUGCUACCUUUCAGUCUCGGCCAGCAGAAAUGUGCAUAGCAGUGGAUGCAUUGAAGCUCUUCUUCUUGGGGUUUAUAAUUUGGAAAUAGUUGACAAACAGGGACAUAGCAAAGUAUUGAGUUUUACGAUUCCAUCUUUAUCUAAACCAUCUGUAUAUCAUGAACCUUCCAGCAUUGGUUCCAUGGCUCUGACUGAGAGUGCACUUUCCCAGCAUGGCUUGUCAAAGGUGGUGUACAGUGGCCCUCACCCCCAAAGGGAGAUGCUCACAGCGCAGAAUAGGUUUGAAGUAUUGACAUUCCUUUUGUUGUGUUACAAUGCUGCCUUAACCUAUAUGCCCAGUGUGUCUCUUCAAUCAUUGUGUCAAAUUUGUUCAAGAAUCUGUGUUUGCGGAUAUCCCCGACAACAUGUAAGAAAAUACAAAGGUAUAAGUAGCAGGAUACCAGUUUCUUCAGGAUUCAUGGUACAGAUGUUAACAGGGAUUUAUUUUGCCUUUUAUAAUGGAGAAUGGGAUCUAGCUCAAAAAGCAUUGGAUGAUAUUAUAUACAGAGCCCAGUUAGAAUUAUAUCCAGAGCCAUUACUGGUUGCUAAUGCAAUAAAGGCUUCACUGCCUCAUGGCGCCAUGAAAUCUAGUAAGGAAGGUACAAGGUGUAUUCAAGUUGAAGUCACACCAACUGCCUCUAGAAUAUCAAGAAAUGCAGUAACUAGCAUGUCAAUAAGAGGUCAUAGGUGGAAGAGACAUGGAACUACAGAAUUAACAGGUCAAGAAGAACUGAUGGACAUAUCCGAAGUUGACGAGGGAUUUUAUUCCAGGGCUGCAUCUAGUACCAGCCAGUCAGGUUUAUCAAACCAUGGUCACAAUUCUAGUAACAAGACAAGUAUAGGAAAGACUCAGAGAAGGUCGGGAGGAAGCAAAACUGGAGGAAAAGAAAAAGAAACUACAGGGGAGUCUUGCAAGGAUCACUUUGCUCGAAAACAAACGCAGAGAGCCCAAAGUGAGAAUCUUGAGCUGCUCUCUCUGAAGAGACUGACGUUAACAACCAGCCAGUCCCUGCCUAAACCUACCAGCCAUGGUUUGGCUAAGACUGCUGCGACUGUAUUUAGUAAGUCCUUUGAACAAGUCAGCGGGGUCACAGUCCCACAUAACCCAUCAUCUGUUGUUGGCUGUGGGGCUGGGACAGAUGCCAACAGGUUUUCUGCUUGUAGUCUCCAAGAAGAAAAGCUUAUUUACGUUUCUGAAAGGACAGAACUUCCGAUGAAGCCUCAGUCAGGUCAGCAGAGACCUCCUAGUAUUAGCAUUACUUUGUCCACGGAUUAAUUUGUAAGAGUUUUCUUAUGUGACGAGCAAAUCUGGAAAUACGCCUUUGCUUCUUUAUGAAAGUGCCCAGGGUCUUUCAUCCCUGUUCCUGACAGAGCCUUGAUGUCUUAAACUCUGAAGGCUAUUUUGACUUUAUGAAGGGAAUAAUGUCUAGGUUGCAGUGAGUUGAAAUAUGGUGUUGCUAUAUAUCAGUUGUCUUUUUUUUUCUUUUUUUUCCCUUUGUUUCUGUUGCCCUAAGAUUGUCAGUGUAACGAUACAUUUUGACAGGUUGUUUGAUUCCAUUGAUAACAUCUCAUGUGAGGUCUUGAAUUGUUUUUCCCUCCUAAUAACUUCUGUCCUAGUAAAUGUAAGUUUGGCCUUCAGAAUAAAAGGAAAUAUCCAUGAACUGUUUUUUAAAGGAUGAGGCAGAGGUGCAACUCCUGCUUGACUUGAGAAACUCCAGUUAGUUUGGAUUGCUGUAAUUCAGAGCACACAUCGUGGAAGACUUCCUGGAAAUUGUGCAUCUUGCGACACAGCUCUCAAGAUGGCAAUGUCAGCCAUCUUGUUUGUCUACAAAUGAAGGAAAAUAGGUAAAUUUUUUAAAUCUAUAAAAUGUCAUAAAAGAUAAAGAUAGUGAAAUACGGACAAAACAUUUACAUAUUAACUAGUUUAGGAUUAUUUAUGUUUGUGUUCUUAAAUUCAAAAUUAUAAAAUAUGAAAAAAAUGUGUUUUUCAUUUUGUGAACAAGCCUGUUUUAAAUGUUUUGGUUAUGGUAGAAAGAAUAAUUAAUGUCAUUACCCCCAACAACAACAACAACAACAACAACAAAAUAAAGGCAAUACAGUAGGAGCUAAGCAAACUUGUACGUAGGUCCAGGGAACUAUGUGACCUCUGCCUGGAUACGCAUUUGAUGUUUGCCAGUGGGGGUCAUGUUAGCUAUGGCGGAGGUUCCUGUACAUCAAGAAUAUUUAAGUAAGACUUCAGAGGAAGAGAGAGAAACAAGGCUGAGGACGAGAGUAGGCUGACUGGGAAGGAAGGCUUAGGGAACUGUCCACUUGGUCUGUUUCACUGUUAGUACAGAGUGGUUUUCUUGUUCAUGGUCACUAGCUGUGGUCACACAGAGAAAAUGCUACUUUUCUUCUUUUACCUGCUUAUGCUGGGCUCAAAUAUGUGAAAAAGUGUGUGUGUUGAGUGCUAACACAUUUACAACAUAAAUUCACUUCUGACCAUAACUGUUACAGCUACCAUUUUUAAAUCUAAUUAUCCAAAAGGCAUGAACUCAUUUUCAUUCAUUAACCCUGAAUAGAAUAUGGGUUUUAACAUAAGUAAAUUUGAUUGUUAUAAUCCAGUAAUAGAAAUGAAAUAAGAUCUACUGGCAUAAAUUGUAGUAAAAAAAAAGUAAGGCAACCAGACAGUGAAAGUUUAUAUUGCAUUAAUUUAAUAGGAAUCCUGUGUACAGUUUAAAAUGUUUGUAAAAUGUCACCAUGAAUUUCUUGUUAUCUUUUUGUAAUUUUUUAACAAAGAAUUUCCCCUAAGCUUAGCUACUAAUAGUAUUAAAAAUCUUAAGAACUAAGUUAAAAGACUGGCAUUUUAAGCAAGUUAAGGUACUUAGGAAAUAUUGUAGAAUAAGUUUGUGGAGACAUUAGCUGACACAAAUGAGUGACAUUUUAAUGUUCAACUGCUUUAAUGGAAGCUCAUUUUGGUAUCAUUCUAGAUCAUUGCCACUUAUGUGGCCUGAGGACCACUAAGUAGCACUGAGAUCACCUGGUAUUUUGUUAAAAAUGCAGAAUUUCAGAGUUAUCUCAGAUUUAUUGAAUCAUAGUCUGCAUUUUGGCAAGAUCCUCAAGUGAUUUUUAUGUACGAUAAAGUUUGAGAGGAGAGUAUCAAAGUGCAAACAAAUCACUUACAUUUAGAAUUCUCAGUGGUCUCACAACCCUAGAAGGAAAAUGAAUUUUUAAAUGUCAAUGACAUGACUUAUAAGUCCUCUAAUUAUAAAUUUUUAGCGAGUCUUAUUUAUUUUACAAUAAAAAUGUAACAUUUUAUAUUUUUCUUGUUAACCAUAAAUGAAAUCAGAGCUGUAGAUGUCUAUAAUUUUAACUAUGAAAAGAAUACCAUGCUUUUAUAGUACAUAAACAAUGUACUCUGAGACAAUUUUAAACAGUGCACAACAAAUCUGCACAUGCAUAUUCCUUUAAAAUUUCUGAAGGCUUACUCAUUGGAGUGGUUCUGAAUAUUUGCUCCAAGUAAUUUCUACCAGUUAAUUUUCUGGAGUAUGAAGUUAUAGUAUCAUUCUUUAUUAGUACCUUUGAUACUAUUUCAAAUAAGGACUAUACAUUUGAAAAUUUUUACAGCUAUUAUAAAUAUUGGAUAAUGCUAACUAUGGUAGCAAUUGUAAUUAUCCCUACUAUUCUCUUUCUACUCAUCUUUGCAAAUUUGAAAGUUGAGGUGGGUUUUGUAGGUAAUUUGCUCAUAAAGAUGCUGAUGUGACCAUUUGGUCACAGACUUCCUACAUAUCUAGAAUAAUACUUUUUUUAUCAUGAGAAGCAUUCCGCACAAGAUUCGGGCCUUGCACCCCAUCACUCACAGGAUCUGAGCAAAAAUUGUAGCUCCAUUCCACAUUUUAAACCUCUCACUCUUCAAAUACCCCAGAACUUGUGGUAUUCUAGUGGGGCCCCAGCAUUUGCCUUUUAGAAUCCAAAUGGAGAGAAAAGCAAAGAGGACUUUUCAAGGGAAACAAAGUAGACUUUUCCCAGAGGACCCAGGGCAAGUGAGUGUCCUAGAAUCCUUUGUGUAACACCAGUGAACUUUUUAAGGACCCUCUGCAGACUUGUAGAGUAGAAAUUCUCAGUCAUUAACUGACGACAAAGUUCAGUUUGAAAAAGCAAUAUUUUAUUGCCCUAUUCUAUCAUGAUGUAACUGCUUAGCAAGCAUUACUCAUUUAAAAACAAAAAGUUGAAUUAAAGGGAAAUUUAUUUUUUAAACCAAAAUAGAUAAAGAUGAUCCCAGUUUUAAGGGAUUUCUGCUUAUUUUGGAAGAAUAAAAUUAAAGUGUUACGCCCUUUAAAUUUAAAUUAUAGAGAACAAUGUACUCUGAGAUAAUUUUAAACAAAUAUUUUAAAUAUGCUGUUAACAUUUGAGUCCAUAGGCACAAUAAAUCUAUACUUUAUUAAAGGGGAGCAUGUCAAGGGAAUACAUAUGUUAAAUAAUGUAAGUGAAAAAAUAUUUUUAAAAAGCCAUUUAAAAAAUAAGGGAUAAUUUGAUGGUUACUUAAACUAAUCAUUAUAGAUAGAAAUUAAUGUAUAAUAGUGUUUUCCCAGUCUUUGGAUGAAAAAUAAAAACUCUAGUCAUUUAAUUAGCAUGAAUUUAAUCUUUUAGAUUUGUUGCUUAGUAAAAUUAUACCCAAUACUUUGAGUUAUUCACAUUUAUGUUUAAUAUUGUUAGAUUCUUCAUCAGAGAACAUAAAUAUAUUGUCUUCUAUACUUUGUAACUUGUGCAUAUCUAAAGAGACCAGCAGUGAACAUUUUGGAAGAUGUUUUUGUGGUUUUUUACUAGUGGCAUUCUAGUACCUACCUGUGUCUUGCUAUGAAGUUUCUACAAGUAAACUCAAGAUCCUAUUUCACAUACUGUUGCUUUCUCUUAGGUGGAGUUUAUUGUGUACUGCUUAUCUUCACUUCUAAUCAUGUAGUGAUACUAAUCUUUUCAUAAUAAAUAUACCUGUUUUUAAUUGUAUUCCUAGAGUUUACAUUCCUAAAGAAUAAACUAUGACUUUGGAUAUUUUUAUGUGCUCUUGACAUUUUUAAGUCUAUGGAAAUAAACUGGAGUUUAGUUUUUUGAAGUUUUGUGUAUUUGU